AUCUAUAGAAUUUCUUCAAGAAAUUAUUCCUGGAGCUAUAUAUAUUAUGAAAAAUUGUGAUAGUAAUGAAGUUUUACAGUCUGCUGAGGAAGUUUUAAGACAAGUUAUUCUUAAAGAUUAUGAUAAACUUAUUAAUUUAAAAAGUGAAACAGGGAUGUCUAUUUUUGAUGAAAUAAUGAAUAUUUUGAGGAUUUUGUUGGAAAAAUCUGUUUCAGAAUCAGUAAACUUUUUUUUUGGGCCACUUGUAAUAGCUAUAAUUUAUAAGGCAGGAGAAAAGUUUAGAGAUUAUUUGCCAAAUUUUUUAGAAGCAAUUGUUAUUCGACUUACUUAUCCUUCUUCACCUCGUUUUUGUCAGGAAUUGAUAUUAAUAUUUGCACAUUUAAUUAUUAAUCAAACAAAAGUUACCGUGGAUUUUCUUUAUAAUAUAAGAAUAAAUGGAGUUACAGGUUUAGAAAUUCUAUUAAAAUCAUGGUGUGAAAAUAUUGAUAUUAUACAUGGUUAUAAGAAUAUUCGUACAAGUUCUGUUGCAUUAAUAAAUUUGUUCAUGUUACAAGAUCAACGUCUUUCAGAUAUCAUUGUAAAAGGAGAUUUGAUUAUUAAUGAAUCUAAUGAAAUAAUAACUCGAUCAAAAGCUAAACUAAAUUCUGAAAAAUAUCUUUAUGUUUCUUUUCUAGUAAAAGUAAUAAAAAUAUUAUUAAAGGAACUGUCAAGUUUUAUAGAAGUUGAUGAUAAAAGAUCAAUUGGAAUUUCUAAAGCUAAUUUAUCUGAUGAUGAUGAAUGGGAAAAUGAUCUAGAUUCUAAUACCUAUAAUGCUGAUGAAACAUAUACUUUACUUAAUAAUGACGAUUCUAUAGAAGAUCCUUUAAAUGAUUUGGAUUUACAGAAAUUUCUUGUUGAUUUUUUCAAAAAUAUUCUAUCUAAUAAUAUCAAUGAUAUUAAAUCUAUAGCAUCUUAUUUAACGCAAGAAGAAUGCUCUAUUUUAGCUUCUGUUACAAUUUAAUAUAUUAUAUAUUUAUAUAUUAAAUGUUGCGAUUGGACGUAG
Pneumocystis carinii B80 is the source of this 1042-nucleotide messenger RNA. RefSeq lists its product as hypothetical. Gene Ontology annotation, biological process: protein import into nucleus. The record is from RefSeq and is a predicted model, not a curated record. The coding region runs from base 47 to 1000 and encodes 317 amino acids. Gene Ontology annotation, cellular component: nuclear envelope; cytosol. NCBI's taxonomy places the organism in Eukaryota, Fungi, Ascomycota, Pneumocystomycetes, Pneumocystales, Pneumocystaceae. The transcript is spliced from 9 exons.